This is a messenger RNA of Umbelopsis ramanniana AG, 1471 nucleotides long. RefSeq lists its product as uncharacterized. The record is from RefSeq and is a predicted model, not a curated record. Gene Ontology annotation, cellular component: mitochondrial matrix. NCBI's taxonomy places the organism in Eukaryota, Fungi, Mucoromycota, Umbelopsidomycetes, Umbelopsidales, Umbelopsidaceae. The coding region runs from base 9 to 1337 and encodes 442 amino acids. Gene Ontology annotation, molecular function: L-glutamate N-acetyltransferase activity, acting on acetyl-L-ornithine as donor; L-glutamate N-acetyltransferase activity, acting on acetyl-CoA as donor. Gene Ontology annotation, biological process: L-arginine biosynthetic process; L-ornithine biosynthetic process. The transcript has 2 exons.
CGUUAAACAUGUUUGCAAACCGAUUCGUUUCCAAGCUACCCCUUCGAGCAUACUACUCUACAUCUACAAAAUAUGCGCAUCUGUCAGCGCGAAAGCAGUCAUUUAUUCCUACCAGUGGCACGUAUCCAGCAGGUUUCAAUGCCACGGGUAUUCACUGUGGUGUCAAGAAAAAGCCUGAGAUCAAAGAUUUGGCCCUGAUUCUAUCCGAUAGACCAUGCAGUGCUGCAGCUGUAUUUACAACCAACGCUUUCCAAGCCGCACCGGUUCUUGUUUCGCGUGAGGUUUUGCAACAGAAGAAUGGCGAGAAUGUAUUCGGUGUUGUAACCAAUUCCGGUUGUGCCAAUGCCGUGACGGGAGCCAAUGGCCUUGAGAAUGCGAAGCGCAUGAGCAAGGCUGUCGACGCCUUUACUGGAGUUGAGCAAUCGUCUUUGGUCAUGUCAACAGGUGUCAUUGGCCAGCAACUACCUAUCGAGAAGAUCGAAAAAGGUGUUACUAAAGCGCACUCGACCCUUGGAAACAGCCACCAAUCUUGGAUGGAUGCAGCUGAAGCGUUCAUGACAACCGAUACUUUCCCUAAACUUCUCUCAGGAAAGUUUAGCUUGUCCUCAGGUUCAGAAUACACUAUGGCUGGCAUCACCAAAGGUGCCGGCAUGAUCCACCCCAACAUGGCCACUCUGCUUGGCUUCGUGGUCACCGAUGUUAAUAUUGAUGCUCCGUUGUUGAAGAAAGCCCUUCAACACGCUAUUGACCGAAGCUUCAAUUCCAUCUCAGUGGACGGCGAUAUGAGCACCAAUGAUACAAUUGCUGUUUUGGCCAAUGGCGCCAACAACGCUCCUAAGAUUGUUGAUGAAACUUCGCAAGAUUACGUCGAUUUCCGAUCAAAGCUCACUGAUUUCGCUGCCGAGCUUGCUCAGCUGGUUGUUCGUGAUGGUGAAGGUGCUACCAAGUUUGUUACCAUCAAUGUUAAGGGCGCCUCAACAUUUGAGUCAGCAAAGAAGGCUGCAUCACAUAUCUCUACCUCCAUGUUGGUAAAGACCGCCUUGUUUGGUCAAGAUGCUAACUGGGGCCGUAUUUGCGCUAGUUUGGGUCACAGCGGUAUUGAAGUGGACCCCUCUAAAGUCAGCGUAGCCUUUGUUCCGGCCGACGGCUCUCCCAAAUUGGACCUUAUGAUCUCGGGAGAACCCGAAAAUGUUAACGAGGAGCGCGCAGCGGAAAUCUUGAAAAUGGAAGAUCUCAAUAUUGAAGUGGAUCUGAGCCUUGGAAAAGAAUCAGCAAAAUUCUGGACAUGCGAUCUUAGUUACGAGUAUGUUAGCAUUAACGCCGAUUACCGAUCGUAAACCGUAGUUUUCGCUUAUUGCAGCUAGAUGCAAUUGUUCAUAAAAUGAAAAUAGAUGUGGCAUUGACUAAAAGGCACUCUGAACUAAAAAUGCUAAGACUUAAUUACGAUUACAUGGUAUAAUAGAGACAGGCC